Messenger RNA from Neopelma chrysocephalum (saffron-crested tyrant-manakin), 748 nucleotides. RefSeq names its product arginine-glutamic acid dipeptide repeats (gene RERE). The record is from RefSeq and is a predicted model, not a curated record. The transcript has 2 exons. NCBI's taxonomy places the organism in Eukaryota, Metazoa, Chordata, Aves, Passeriformes, Pipridae. The annotation marks the transcript as partial.
GCCUCCAGAAGGGUCACACACUUGGCCUCUGAGCAUUCAAGGACAGGCAGCAGGACCCUUCAACACCAGCAGGAUUGGUCCAGUCCUCACACCCGGGAAGUGCCCGAGAACAGGGCAGGAAAAUUAAUGUUAGUGCUGAACAAUGCAUUAAUAGCCCAGGGAAGAAGCUGGUGUGUGGUUUGUGCUCCUGGCAGGGAGAGCUCUGUGUUCUGGCUCUGUGUGUGGGAGCUGGGUGGAAAAUACUGCAGGUAAACACAGCAGGAGCUGGAAGUUGGGAACCUUUUUAAAACGCUGGGGUUGUUGGAGUGGUUGAAUUUUUCCUGGCUUUGAGUGAGAAAAUUCAGAAGACUGAAGCCCAGGCUCACUGUCUACCUUUCACGGAGGCCCAGCCGUGAGAGGACAGAAGAAGGCACGUGGCGAAUCAUGACAGCGGACAAGGAGAAAGACAAAGACAAAGAGAAGGACAGGGACAGAGACCGGGAUAAGGAGCGGGACAAGAGGGACAAGGCGAGGGAGAGCGAGAACUCCCGGCCCCGGCGCAGCUGCACCUUGGAAGGAGGUGCCAAGAACUACGCGGAGAGCGACCACAGCGAGGAUGAGGACAACGACAACAACAGUGCCACCACCGAGGAGUCCACCAAGAAGAGCAAAAAGAAACCCCCCAAGAAGAAAUCCCGCUACGAGAGGACCGACAACGGGGAGAUCACGUCCUUCAUCACCGAGGACGAUGUGGUGUACAGGCCUGGAG